AUGGAAACAGAGCCAGCAGCCCAGCCCCGCCUCCUGCCCUGCCUGCCGACCCGCCCAGCAGCAGCCGCCGAAGACGGGGAGGAGGAGGACGGGCGUCUGGCGCUUGCUCUGCCCGCCCUGGGGGCUGCGGGGCCCGGCUUCGUCCCGGUCUUUCAGGUGCACAGCCCCUGCCCCCAGCCUAAGAGCACGCAAGGAGGAGCCAUGCCCUCCCCCCUGCAGUCGGCGGCGCUGAAGUCCAAGGAGGAGAAGGACGCCGAGCUGGACAAGCGCAUCGAGGCCCUGCGGCGCAAGAACCAGGCGCUCAUCAAGCGCUACCAGGAGAUCGAGGAGGACCGCAGGAAGGCCGAGCAGGAAGGCAUCGCUGUGACCGCCGCGCCCCGCAGAGGCCCCCCUCCCGCCGAGGGCCCGAGGCACGCGGAGACCCUGACGGUGCAGGUCGUGCUGGCCCCGGAAGAAAAGCGCGUGGUGAGCAACGAGCGGAAACCCCCUCCCUCCCACCGAGUGUCACGCAGCAACCCAAACGCCCGGGGCUCGGUCCGUGGAGGGGUCGGUCCACACAGGAUCUCCCCACGGGCAGAACGCCUCCCAGAACAGCCUGGCUCGGAAGGGGCUGAGGGAGACGGCGUGGGGGUCAGCAAGCGGGGACGAGGAGGCUGGAGGCCACGAGGAGGCCCUGCAGGAGACGCUGCACCAGACAGGAGAUCCAAGGAAUGGGAAGAGCGCCGGCGGCAAAACAUCGAGAAGAUGAACGAGGAGAUGGAAAAGAUUGCGGAGUAUGAGCGGAGCCAGCGAGAUGGGCUGCAAGAGAAGAACCCCGUGCGCAACUUCUUGGACGACCCCCGGCGCAGUGGCCCCUUCACAGAGUCGGACCGGCGGGAGGGCAGCCGGCGCCACACCCGCAACUGGGGGGGAGCAGACUUUGACAAGGUCAAGGCUGGGAUGGAGCAAGGCAAGGCGUGGCCCCCUCCGGGCCGUGGUGGUGGCGGUGGCCGGCGGAGGGAGGAGGAGGGGGCCAUGGACAUGACGCUCUCCAUGACGGGCCGGGAGCGGGCCGAAUACAUCCGCUGGAAGCAGGAGCGGGAGCAGAUCGACCGGGAGCGCCUGGCCCGGCACCGGCAGGCCACAGGCGAGUGGCGCCGAGAGUGGGACGCCGAGAAGAUGGACACCAUGUUUAAGGAGGGAGCCAAGGCUGGAGGGCCACCGGGCAGCAAGCAGGAUGAGUCUAGGCGCCCCCCCAAGUUGCCCACCCUCGGGGCCUUCCUGCCGGAACCCCGGCGGCCAGAGCGGCGCAGGAAGGGCAGAGGGCGUGGGUACGCACGGGGCACCCCCAGCAAGCCAUACAGCAUGCAUGACAAUCGCUGGGAGAAGGAGGAGGAGGAGGAGCUGGAUCCAGCCCGCCCGGUUGAGGUGAAGUCUGGUGCAGCCUCAGCACAGCAGGAGGAGCCGCCUGCCUUGCCCGCCUCGACCCACGCGGGGGGGCCGCCUGAGGAGGACGAAGACCAGUGGGAGGACGUGAGUGAGGGGGAGGAGGAGGAGGAGGAAGGCAGCCUCGGCCAGGAAGAGGCCCCCCCCUCCCGCCCCGCCGAGGAGGCCCCCCCGCUCUCACUCGCCAUGCCCCCCCCUGAGCUGGAGACCUCAAAGCCCUUGACCCCCUUCUCGCCGGCUGAGGGGUACCAGCCCGUUUCUGACUGGGGGGAGGAGAUGGAGCUGAGCUCCCCCCGGACCGACUGCACCAAGAGCCUCCUGCCACCUGUGGCGCCCCCUCCUGGAGCCCCAGUGGAAGAGACGGGGGAGGAGGAGUGGCACAGCCCCCCGCCUGAGGGGGGGGCAGCCCCCGAGCCCGGAGAGCAAGCCAUGAAGCCGCCGCUGCCGCCGGGCGCCGGGGAGGCCUGGGAGGCGGGCAAGGGGGGGCGGGCUGCUGCGCGCUGGCUGCGCCUGGCUCCGGUGUGCGCCUACAUGGCGUGCGUCUCGCUGGCCGCGCUGCUCCUCGUCCUCUACUACGGCCUGCUCUGGGCCCCCGCCGCGGCGGCCAACGGCACCGGCGCCCCCCCCGCCCCCGGAGGAGGCCUGGCCGGCUCCGCAGCGCCUCCCGACCGCCCAGCGCGCACCGAGGCAGCAGCCCUGGCGCCCGCCAGCCGGAGAAGGCCGCUUGACCCCCUCCCCUCCCCCGCGAGAGGCGGCUGCGCCUGCUGA
Molecule: messenger RNA, 2193 nt
Organism: Heteronotia binoei (common prickly gecko)
Lineage: Eukaryota; Metazoa; Chordata; Lepidosauria; Squamata; Gekkonidae
Gene: CCDC9
Product: coiled-coil domain containing 9
Exons: 12
Coding region: 1-2193 (730 amino acids)
Source: RefSeq, a predicted model, not a curated record